AUGGCCGGGACAAGAGACGACUACGACGUCACGGCGGCGCUCGACGAGUUCUACGCGUCCCGCACCGGCGUCUGCGGCCUGGUCGAGUCCGGUGUCACCAUCGUGCCACCGCUCUUCCUCGCGCCGAACAGCCCGCCUCCACCGCCACUCGGGACGACGAACUUCAUCAUCCCAACCAUCGACCUCUCUCUCCCACGCUCGGUCAUCGUGCCCCUCGUCCACGCCGCCGCGCGCACCUGCGGCAUCUUUUACGUCACCAACCACGGCGUCCCUGCUGACGUCAUUGACUCCGCCCUGUCCGCCGUCCGCGCCUUCCACGAGCUGCCUCCCGCCGUCCGGUCGGCGUUCUACACGCUCGCGCCCGUCGGUGGCGUAAGCUUCAGCACGUACCGCAACGACCGGCCACGGCAGGCUGCCAGGCCCGACGCCAUCCCCGUCCUGCCUUGGCGCGACAGCCUCACCAUCAGCCUCGCCCCGCCGGGUCCCGACAUGGGCCACUUCCCCGCGAGCUGCCGGGACCCGUUGCUUGAGUAUCACCGGGUCAUGGCGGAGUUCGGAAAGAAGAAGAUCGGGGCGCUGCUGUCAGAGGCGCUCGGUGUCGGUGCAGAGUGGCUCGAGAAGACUAUGCAGAUGGAGGCUGCGUCUAUGGCGUCCCACUACUAUCCUCCAUGCCCGGAGCCCGCGAAGGUGAUCGGCGGUAUGGACCACACCGACCCAUUCCUGUUCACGGUGCUGGUGCAGGACGCCGUCGGAGGGCUCGUGGUGCAUGUCGACGAUGGGGAGUGGAUAGACGUGCCGCCGGUGGCUGGAACGCUCUUAAUAAACAUCACAGAAUUGCUCAAGGUGUUUUCGAACGAUGAGUACAUUAGCAUAGAUCACAGGGUGAGGGUCAAGUCGAUGAAGGAAUCAAGGGUAUCCAUCGCCCUCUUCUUCAAUCCAAGCGACUCCCACAUAAUCGAGCCUCUCCCGGAGCUCGUGACGGCAGACAAGCCCCGACGGUACCGGAGUUUCACCAUGACUGAGUUCAUGGAUUCGAGAAAAGGCAAGUUCGGGAAUGGCAGCUCGUCCAUCCAGCAAUUCGCGCUCACGAGCGAACCAAGCUCUUAA
Triticum turgidum subsp. durum (durum wheat) is the source of this 1107-nucleotide messenger RNA. The record is from the annotation of a GenBank genome assembly. NCBI's taxonomy places the organism in Eukaryota, Viridiplantae, Streptophyta, Magnoliopsida, Poales, Poaceae.